AUGGCCGGAAAAGAAGACCCACGAACGGAAGUUUAUAUACGGGUCCACUCGCGGCGAGGGGCCUAUACAAUCCAUCCAGUGGAAGAGGAUACGCCGCCAGUCACCGCCACUUCCACCGCCCCAAGUCCUAAUGUUGUUGCUUACAGAGAAGUAAAGCAUUUCAAGAAAUGGAUGACCUGGUUGAUACCUUCCUUUGUUGUCCUCAAUACAGUAAUGUUUGUUAUAACCAUGUAUGUUAAUAAUUGUCCCAAGAAUUCGGUAUCUUGCGUUGCUGGGUUUUUGGGGAGGUUCUCCUUUCAGCCCUUCAAAGAAAAUCCUCUCCUUGGCCCUUCUUCAUCUGCGUUAGAGAAGAUGGGUGCUUUAGAUGUGAGUAAAGUGGUCCACAAACAUGAAGGAUGGCGCCUCAUUACUUGUAUGUGGUUACAUGGUGGAGUUUUUCAUUUACUAGCCAACAUGCUGAGCCUGUUAGUUAUUGGCAUUCGGCUUGAGCAAGAAUUCGGGUUUGUACGCAUUGGAUUGCUUUAUGUUAUCUCUGGGCUUGGUGGGAGUUUGUUAUCUGCUCUUUUUAUUCAGUCUAAUAUUUCUGUCGGUGCUUCUGGUGCACUUUUUGGAUUACUUGGAGGUAUGCUUUCAGAGCUGAUAACCAAUUGGACCAUAUAUGCGAACAAGGUGGCAGCUUUAGUGACCCUUGUGAUUAUUAUUGUUAUCAAUCUAGCUGUUGGAAUCCUCCCGCAUGUGGACAACUUUGCUCAUAUUGGAGGAUUUUUAUCUGGUUUUCUUCUCGGUUUUGUGUUUCUAAUCCGUCCCCAGUUUGGAUGGGUUAACCAGAGAUAUGCUCCAGGUGGAUAUUCUUCGGUAUCAGCUAAACCUAAAUUUAAGGCGUAUCAAUGCAUUCUCUGGGUCCUUUCUUUGAUCCUUCUCAUAGUUGGAUUCACUGUUGGCCUGUUAUUGCUUCUUCGAGGAGUAGAUUUGAAUGAUCACUGCUCAUGGUGCCACUAUCUGAGUUGUGUUCCAACUUCAAGGUGGAGCUGCAAUACUCAGCCUGUUUCAUGCACGUCUGAGCAAACGGGAACAGAUCAAUAUACUCUAACGUGCUCAAAUAACGGUAGAACCAGGUCGUAUUCUUUGCUGAGUCCAACCACCUCGCAGAUCCAGGGGCUAUGCGCACAGCUUUGUUGA
Fraxinus pennsylvanica is the source of this 1179-nucleotide messenger RNA. The record is from the annotation of a GenBank genome assembly. Lineage: Eukaryota; Viridiplantae; Streptophyta; Magnoliopsida; Lamiales; Oleaceae.